AUGUCUAAAAGUGGAGUCAUCGGCAUCAGUAACUGGCGGCCAUCUUGCGUCGGAGAAUGUCUGGCAGAUUCUAAAGCAGCGGACGUAAGAGUCAACAUCAAAUCUUUUUUAUCCUUAGGGAGCAGCUCUUUGUCUUUCAGGAGUCAUACAUGUGGACAACUUAGAUCUGAGCAUGUUGGAGAGAAGGUCACAUUGUGUGGCUGGGUCCAGUACCUAAGACAAGACCUGUUUGUUAUUCUACGAGACUUCAGCGGCCUGACCCAAGUACUUAUACCUCAGCAAGAAUCUGCACACCAUUUAAAAGAAGUCCUGAGUAAUCUCACAGUUGAAUCUGUCAUCAAAGUUACUGGGACUGUUAGGCAACGGCCAGUGGGACAAGAAAACAAGGGGAUGCCAACAGGAGACAUUGAAGUCCUUGCCGAGAAUGUGGAAGUUCUCAAUACAUGCAGGAAGCUGCCAUUUGAAAUUAAAGACUUUGUUAAAAAAUCAGAGUCGAUACGAAUGCAGUUUCGCUACCUGGACCUAAGAUCUUCUCGCUUACAGAAGAACCUCAGACUGAGAUCCCAAUUAGUGAUGAAGAUGAGAGAAUAUCUGUGUAACAUACACGGUUUUGUUGAUGUUGAAACGCCAACAUUGUUCAAGAGAACACCAGGGGGAGCAAAAGAGUUUGUGGUUCCAUCCAGAGACCCUGGUCGUUUCUAUUCCCUCCCUCAGAGCCCUCAGCAGUUCAAGCAGCUUCUAAUGGUGGCUGGUAUUGACAGAUACUUCCAGGUAGCUCGAUGCUAUCGGGAUGAAGGCUCCAAACCUGAUCGCCAGCCUGAGUUCACUCAGGUCGACAUAGAAAUGUCUUUUGUGGAUCAGGUGGGCAUCAUGUCCCUGGUGGAAGGUUUGUUGCAGUACUCUUGGCCUACAGAGAAAGGACCCCUCACAGUUCCUUUCCAAACAAUGACAUAUAAAGAGGCCAUGAGAGACUAUGGGGUGGACAAACCUGAUACCAGAUUUGGCAUGAAGCUGAUGGACCUCAGAGAUGUUUUCCUGUCCACAGAUAUUGGUUUCUUCAAAUCAGCUCUUAGCCAACCAGAUAGCUGUGUUUUGUCCAUUUGUGUUCCCAGUGGAGCCGAACUAUUUACUGGGAAAGACUUAGACAAAAUAAAACAAUCAUCAAAGAUUCAUUUUAAUCAGGAGUUGAGUUUGUUGCUUGUCAGAGCAGAUGGAACGCUAAAGUCUCCUCUGAAGAAGCUAUUAUCGACCUCAGCCACUGAUGCUUUAUUUAAAAAGACUGGAGCUGAACCAGGAGACCUGGUACUGAUAGCUGCUGGUCCUGUCAAAGUGCUGCGCCCAAUGUUAGGUAAUCUACGUUUGCAGUGUGCUGAGCUCCUGGAGUCACAUGGCUUGACUGUCCGUGACUCCUCAGCCUUUCAUUUUCUGUGGGUUGUGGAUUUCCCCCUCUUCUUGCCUAAAGAGAAUGAGCCGGAGCAGCUUGAGUCAGCCCAUCAUCCAUUUACUGCGCCUGUGCCAGAGGACACACAGUUAUUAUACACAGCCCCAGAAAAAGUUCGUGGCCUGCACUAUGACCUAGUCUUGAACGGCUGUGAAAUUGGCGGAGGUUCAAUCCGUAUCCAUAAGGCGUCGGAGCAGCUUCACGUUCUAAAGAACAUCCUAAAGGAGGAUUCUACUGUUCUUGCUCACCUUCUGGAGGCUCUGGACUCUGGUGCGCCUCCACAUGGUGGUAUUGCGCUUGGUUUGGACCGACUGGUUUCCAUCAUGGUGGGUGCUUCCAGCAUACGUGAUGUCAUAGCCUUCCCCAAGUCAUUUCGCGGUCAUGACCUCAUGAGUCACGCCCCAGACUUUGUGUCAGAGGAGGAACUGAAAUCUUACCAUAUUUCAGUUAAGUGGCCAGCAGAGAUGCAGUUGACACAUAUGGGAGAUGUGGAGAUUGGCAAGAAACAUUGA
Nerophis lumbriciformis (worm pipefish) is the source of this 1953-nucleotide messenger RNA. The record is from RefSeq and is a predicted model, not a curated record. NCBI's taxonomy places the organism in Eukaryota, Metazoa, Chordata, Actinopteri, Syngnathiformes, Syngnathidae.